UCUAUUCCGUUCGCUGGACAGAAUCAUGGCAGAUACCUAUUCCCCCAGUGACUACGAUAUUCUUAGAGUGAGGCAAAGAACUGGGGGCCUCAGCGAGAUUCUGUUUAACUUCAAAGGAUUCGAAUUCAGGCUGUGCGACGUGGAUGGACAUUGCCUGGUCAAGAAGAAAUGGCUACAGAACUUCGAGAACGUGUCAGCUAUCAUUUUUACAGUAGCCCUGAGUUCCUAUGACGUCAAAAGCAAGGAUCAUGACAAG
Messenger RNA from Candidula unifasciata, 256 nucleotides. The record is from the annotation of a GenBank genome assembly. NCBI's taxonomy places the organism in Eukaryota, Metazoa, Mollusca, Gastropoda, Stylommatophora, Geomitridae.